AUGGGCUCGACGAUAUCAAGUUCAAGUCUUUCCGUUUCUAUACCCUCCUCGGCCUCUGCGAUAUCCUCAUUAAUUUCUGCGUCCUCGAACCUUGGCACCGCAUCUGGGUUGUCUUCUGCUGUACCGACGCCUAUCACAUCCGCACCAUCUUCGACCUUUCCGACGAAUCGGUAUCCGAACGGAGUCACCUGUCCACCGCCAAAUAAGGAUGAUUUGAUUCAGUCGUUUACGCUUCAACACGCAGAGAGUGGGCUGGGAAAUGAUUAUUUGAAGAGGAAGAACGUAAUUCGGGUGAGGAUGGAAGGGGAGCAGUUUCUUUUGCAGGCACGAGAUGUAACAGCUGUGGUGGAUUGGAUUGAGGGCUUACAUUCCGCGGCCAACAUUGCGCUAGAUUUAGAUGAGCGGCCUAUGCCGAGAGGUCCGUUGUUUCCUAGGUGA
Molecule: messenger RNA, 438 nt
Organism: Lentinula edodes (shiitake mushroom)
Lineage: Eukaryota; Fungi; Basidiomycota; Agaricomycetes; Agaricales; Omphalotaceae
Exons: 2
Coding region: 1-438 (145 amino acids)
Source: RefSeq, a predicted model, not a curated record